This is a messenger RNA of Drosophila arizonae, 750 nucleotides long. RefSeq names its product trypsin-1-like. Lineage: Eukaryota; Metazoa; Arthropoda; Insecta; Diptera; Drosophilidae. Gene Ontology annotation, biological process: proteolysis. The record is from RefSeq and is a predicted model, not a curated record. Gene Ontology annotation, molecular function: serine-type endopeptidase activity.
CUCCGCGCCUAGAUGGUCGCAUUGUUGGUGGCCAGCCUAUAAACAUAACAGAUGUUCCAUACCAAAUCUCGUUACAAUUAUCGUUUCUAAUAUUCUUGAAGCAUAUUUGCGGCGGUUCACUGAUCUCGAAGGAGUGGAUACUAACGGCAGCGCAUUGCACCCUUGGAAGGAAAGCUAAUCAGCUGCGCGUGCGGUUAGGUACCUCUGAAUCUAAAAAAAAUGGGCAGCUUCUCCGAAUCAAAAAGAUAGUUAACCAUGAAAAAUUCAAUCUCUCAAAUGCGGAUUAUGAUAUUUCGCUGUUGCAGCUGCAGGAACCAAUUGAAUUCGAUGAGACCAAGCAGGCAGUUAAGCUGCCGAAGCAGGGUCAAGAGUUUCAGGACGGCGAAAUGUGUUAUGUGAGCGGCUGGGGCCAGACAUGGAACUCUAAUGAGUCAGAGGAGUGGUUGCGGCAGGUGCAAGUUCCGCUGUUCAACCAGGAGGAGUGCAACAAGAUAUACGGUGGUGUGACAGAUAGCAUGAUCUGUGCUGGCUAUUCGGAAGGAGGCAAGGAUUCCUGUAAGGGCGAUUCUGGUGGUCCCWUGGUAAAUGGGGGCGGCGUGUUGGUGGGCGUGGUGUCCUGGGGCACUCCGUGCGCGAAACCCAACUAUCCGACCGUAUAUGGUAGAGUAUCCUUUGUUCGUGAAUGGAUCAGGGAACACAGCGGUGUUUGAUUGGCUAACUGAUUGAAUAAAUUAUCUGAGUAUGCAGCAA